Paramecium primaurelia is the source of this 3118-nucleotide messenger RNA. The record is from the annotation of a GenBank genome assembly. NCBI's taxonomy places the organism in Eukaryota, Ciliophora, Oligohymenophorea, Peniculida, Parameciidae.
AUGAUUAAAUCACUUUAAGUUGAUGAAGAAUAAAAGAAACUUUAAAAUAAUAGUAGUGGUUAAGCAGAUUAAAUAAAAAGUAUAUUUUAUCAAAUAAUUUUAGGUCCUGCUUCUAAUUAAUAAAGAUUAGAUAGUGGUCCAGAUGUUCCAAUUCAAAAAAUGACUCCUUCAGCUUCUCCUUUAUUAAGAAAUAAUAAACCUUUAUUAGAGUCUAAAUUAGAUGAACCAGUUAAUCCUGCUGUUACUCCUUUUUAAUAAUCUUCAAAGAAAAUAUAAUUUACAGGUGUAAGAUCUGAAUAAUGUAUUUAAAAAUCACCAGUUAAAAGAAUACCAUAUGAGAAAUAUCAUAGAAAUGGGAAUGUUAGUUUAUAAUAAUUAAAUUUACCUUAAUUACCUGGAUAUAAAUUAGAAUUUGGUCCAAUGUUUUUGAUUAUAAUGGGAUUAUCAUUUCCAUUUGGAAUACUUUUAGCAUAUAUUAGUAGUGAAUUUGAUUCUGGUACAUUUACAUUUGUAAAUUGUUGGCUUUUAAUUGGAUUGUUUACUUUAUCAUUAAUUUAAUAAUUAUAUACUCAUAAAAAUGGUUUAUGUAAUUACAUACUAUCUAAAACUGAAUUAGAUUUUUGGAAUGAACCAAAAUUUAUUAAAAUAAUGUGGGGUAUAAGAAUAGUAUUAUUAAUUGUGAAUUUAUGUUUAACUAUUUAUUAUGGUUAUUCAGUAUGGAAUGAUAAUAUUAGUGAUUCAAUCAUAUCAAUUUUUGUAUUUUUAACUAUACUUACCUUUUGCAAUAUGAUAUUUAUUAUUUUUAUCUUUUAUGUAAUUAUUUUAUAUAAUAUAAGGCUAUUAUUCCAGUAAGUAAUAAAUAAUUAGUAGUUAUUAAAGAGAGAGUAGAUAGAAUUUAAAGAAUGUAAGAAAAUAUUUAAGUUCCACUUUCAUUUUAAUUUUGUAAUUAAAUACUUGGAGUAUUUUAACAUGGAUCUGAAGGCAAUAUCUAUUAAAGCACUAUAGCAUCAUAAAAUUAUUAAAAGUUUGUGAAUGAAGUGGAAGAUAGAUAAAGAGAUCUACUUAAAGUAGCAACUUCAAGAAAUGAUAAAUUGACACAUGAUGCUAAUGAUUUUGUAAAUAAAUUGACUAAACAAUUAAAAGAGAAAAAGGAAGAUUAAAUGAAAAUUUAGAGAAUGAGUAAUCCUGGUAUUGCACCUUUUGAUAUAUUGGUUAAUUAUCUUUCUUUUUUCUUUAUGUAUUGUAUAGGAUUUCCUAUAUUCCUAUAUUUUGCAAUGGCAUAUUAAGAAGUUAAAAAUGAAUAUUUACCUAUAUUAUUCUUUUUAUAUCCAUUUAGUCUUUAUGUAUGGAAGAAAUUUACUUUAAGUUUUUUUACAAUGAAAUAAUUUGUGGAUUAUAAUUAUGAAUCAAAAAUAGUAAUUUUAGGAGUAACUUCAUAUAGAAUAGGGACUAUGUCUGUUUAAAGAUUAGGAGUAGGAUAUUUUAUAUAAUUUUUAGUAAUAAAAUUUGUAUGUAAAAUUCUUUAUUAUUGGAUUAUUGUAUUUGGAUAUUAUUUUAAUUUGGAAUAAAGAAAAUAAAUGUAUAUGAAUUAUAUUAGAGGAAGUGUUGUUGAUAAUUCAUAAUAAAAGAAUAAAUUAUAAACUAAAAAAACUGGUACUCUGAUUUAAUCUACAGCUUAAGUAAAAGAUAGAAAAUAAUCUCUUUAUGAAGCUUAAGAAUAAGAAACACCUUCUUUUUCUAAAACUGCUGCUAAUUGGAUACAUGUUGAUAAUAUUGAAAAUAUAAAAAAAGCAUUAAUUACAAAAUAAAUAUUUGGAUUUGUUUUAUCAGAAGUAUUUGAAAUUGUAAUUGCCCUUUUAUUUGUUGUUUUGAGUUCAAUUUUAUAUAAUGAAAGGAAAUAAUCUACUAAAUGGUCCACUUUUGAUGUAAAUAAUGAUGAACAUCGAAUAUUUCAAUUAGAAAUUGGACUUGAGAUACUAGUUGAAUUUGCAUUUUGUAUAAUUACAAUUGGCUUUUAUGUAAAAUAAUUAAAGUAACUAUAAAUAAUUAAUCCUAUUUAGAAUUCCUAACACAUAUAGUUUUUUUUAAUAAAUAUAACAUAUUAUAGGAAAUGAUGGAUUAAAAUCAUUAAUUUAUGAUUAUUGUUUUGCAAUAGUCGUAUGUUUUUUAAUAGUAGGAAAUAAAUUUGAAAUUAAAUGAUUAUUGAUAUAUUUAUAUAUUAUUGUUAUAUUAUUUCAUUAUUUAAUGUAUUGGACAUUCAUUUCUAAGCAAAUACUAUAAGAUUUAGAAUCAAUUCCAAAUUCUACUCAUGUUCAUAAAAUAAUUAAUAAUUAAACAACUAAAAUCAAUCAUUCAUUUCAAUUAGAUUCUUUCAAAUAAUUUUCAGCAAGUAAAAUAAGAUGUUAAUCAACUCAUGAAAUAAAUGAUUAAAUUGUUGCUUCCAAAUAUUAAAGAUUUCAUGAUAUAAAAAUUGAAUUUCCUAUGGUGAGAAAAAGGAGACUUGCAAAUAUUUUAUCCAAUCCAAAUGAUUACUGUCGUAAUUUUAUUAUAUUAAUUGUCUCUAGAAAGAAUAAGACCAGGAAAAAAGGGAACUUUAGCUGGUACAAUCUUAAAGAAAUACAAGGAUAUUAGACUAUCUAAUCCUAAUAAUGAUAAAUUAUUACAAUGUUCAUUCUCAACGUAUUAAAUCAAUCAAAUUUUAGAUAAGAAAUCAUAACUUCUAGAAAAUAUAUUCAUACGAUAAAAACUCAAACAAUUAUUAAAGAAAGAUAACUCUCCAAUAGCAGUUCAUCCCCUAAUGUAACUUCAACUCUAAGUCCAAUUACUCCAAUUGCACCCAAAAAUUGUAUACUACAUUUGUUAUUUAGAAUAAAAAUAUAUCAUUCGUUCUAAACUAGGAUAAUCGGUUGAUUUGGAUAAGAUUAAACACCCUCGACAAUUAUAACCUUUGUCGCAUUUUUUAAGUUGUUCUCCUAGGACUAUUAGACCAGUAAUUGAUAAUCCCUUGCAUAAAAAGUCAUAUUCAUCCAAUUCUAUAAAUUCAUUAUACAUAAUGAAUAAAGUAUAUGGGAAUAUCACUAAUAAAUGUCUACCUAAAUCAAUAUUCAAAAAUAAAUGA